Sphenostylis stenocarpa is the source of this 2412-nucleotide messenger RNA. NCBI's taxonomy places the organism in Eukaryota, Viridiplantae, Streptophyta, Magnoliopsida, Fabales, Fabaceae. The record is from the annotation of a GenBank genome assembly.
AUGGCUAAGAAAGUGUAUAAAAGCCCUAGUUUCCUAGUUGGGUUGGCAAGAGAAAUAAGUAGGCUUGGUCCAGCUGAAGAUGUGUCCAAAAUUCUUGGGAAGUGGGUGCAGUUCCUGAGGAAAGGGUCCUUGUCAUUAACAAUAAGGGAACUAGGUCAUAUGGGAUUCCCUGAGAGAGCUUUGCAAACAUUCUUAUGGGCACAAAAUCAACCUCAUCUCUUCCCUGAUGAUUGGAUUCUGGCCUCAACUGUUGAGGUCUUGGCCAAGAAUCAUGAGUUAAGAAUUCCAUUGAACAUAGACCGAUAUACUGGUUUGGCAAGUCGUGUUGUGUUGGAGGCAAUGAUCAAGGGUUUUAUAAAAGGAGGAAACCUUAGACUUGCGUGGGAGGUUCUAGUAAUGGCCAGAAGGGAUAAAAGAAUGUUGGAUUCCAGCAUUUAUGCUAAGUUAAUAUUAGAACUUAGAAAGAACCCUGACAGACACAGGCGUGUGUUGCCCUUGUUAGAAGAACUUGGAGAACGAGAUGAAUUGAAUUUAAGCCAACAAGAUUGUACCGCUAUAAUGAAAGUAUGCACUAAGAUGGGCAAAUUCGAAGUAGUUAAGAGCCUGUGUAGUUGGUUCAAGCAGUUUGGCUAUCAACCAAGCAUAGUAAUGUUCACUUCUGUGAUUCACAGCCAUUACACAGAGAAGAAAUACAGAGAGGCAUUGACUGUAGUUUGGGAGAUGGAGGCUUCAAAUUGCCUUUUUGACCUUCCUGCUUAUCGUGUGGUAAUAAAACUGUUUGUUGCUCUGAAUGAUCUAUCUAGGGCAAUGAGAUAUUUUUCAAGACUUAAAGAGGCUGGAUUUUCUCCCACUUUUGGCAUAUACAAGGACAUGCUUCAAAUUUACAUGGCCUCUGGGAGGACUGCGAAGUGCGAAGAGAUCUGCAAGGAGACUAAUAUAGCUGUUGGAAUUCCUUCCCUAAUGCUUCAUUUGUUUGCGGAUGAGUGUUGUAGUUACGGAUGGAUUUUAGGUGUGUCGAUGUGCGAUGAUUAUGUGGAUUUGGUUCAGCUGAAAUUGACUAGUUCUGCAGGCUACCAGAAUGCUGAAAUAGCAUACCAUUUGUUUGAUGAAAGUCCUACUCAGUCAUUGAGGAGAAGUAGACCACGAAAGGAUAAUCGGUAUCGACCCCAUCCCAAGCAACCUCCAGAUUUUGGUGUUAAUCUGUUCUUGAAGAAGCCUAGCACCACCUCUAAACCAACCGAGGAUGAUUUAGAUAUCGAGGAAGAGCAUGAUGAAGAGGAAGAUGGAAAUAUUGGUGUUGUUUGGGAAUCGGAUGAGCUUGAAGCCAUCUCAUCACUUUUCCAAGGUAGAAUUCCACAAAAACCUGGAAAAUUGCAUCGAGAAAGGCCUCUUCCUCUUCCAUCUCCCCACAGGCUCCGACCUUUGGGGCUACCUAAACCAAAAUCACAAGUGAAAUUGACGACUCAGUUUAGGCUUGGUCCAGCUGAAGAUGUGUCCAAAAUUCUUGGGAAGUGGGUGCAAUUCCUGAGGAAAGGGUCCUUGUCAUUAACAAUAAGGGAACUAGGUCAUAUGGGAUUCCCUGAGAGAGCUUUGCAAACAUUCUUAUGGGCACAAAAUCAACCUCAUCUCUUCCCUGAUGAUUGGAUUCUGGCCUCAACUGUUGAGGUCUUGGCCAAGAAUCAUGAGUUAAGAAUUCCAUUGAACAUAGACCGAUAUACUGGUUUGGCAAGUCGUGUUGUGUUGGAGGCAAUGAUCAAGGGUUUUAUAAAAGGAGGAAACCUUAGACUUGCGUGGGAGGUUCUAGUAAUGGCCAGAAGGGAUAAAAGAAUGUUGGAUUCCAGCAUUUAUGCUAAGUUAAUAUUAGAACUUGGAAAGAACCCUGACAGACACAGGCGUGUGUUGCCCUUGUUAGAAGAACUUGGAGAACGAGAUGAAUUGAAUUUAAGCCAACAAGAUUGUACCGCUAUAAUGAAAGUAUGCACUAAGAUGGGGAAAUUCGAAGUAGUUGAGAGCUUCCGUUACACAGAGAAGAAAUACAGAGAUGCAUUGACUGUAGUUUGGGAGAUGGAGGCUUCAAAUUGCCUUUUUGACCUUCCUGCUUAUCGUGUGCUAAUAAAACUGUUUGUUGCUCUGAAUGAUCUAUCUAGGGCAAUGAGAUAUUUUUCAAGACUUAAAGAGGCUGGAUUUUCUCCCACUUUUGGCAUAUACAAGGACAUGCUUCAAAUUUACAUGGCCUCUGGGAGGACUGCGAAGUGCGAAAAGAUCUGCAAGGAGGCUAAUAUAGCUGUUGGAAUUCCUUCCCUAAUGCUUCAUUUGUUUGCGGAUGAGUGUUGUAGUUACGGAUGGAUUUUAGGUGUGUCGAUGUGCGAUGAUUAUGUGGAUUUGGUUCAGCUGAAAUGUGUGGAUUUGUAG